AUGGAUGAAAAAGUUUGUAUAUCAAGAGAAGGGGAAAUAUAUAAAACAUGUAUCAGUGACAAUUAUACUUAUAUAAAUAAUAAUAAUGUAAAUAAGAAUUCUAAAAGUUAUAAUAUGAAAAAUAUAAAUAUAUCUAAUCAAAAGAAAGAAAAAGUAUCAUUUAAUUUAAACAAUACUGAAUCAAUUGAUAAAAAUGAAUGCGAAUUAAUUAACAAAAGAAAGAAUGCCGUUAACAAUAAACUAAAAAUUGAUAUAGAUAUAGAUAUAGAUAUAGAUAUGGAUACAUAUGCAAAUAGAUUUAUGAAUAAGAAAAAAAGAGAGAAUGUUAAUAUAGAAGAAAUGAAUAGUAAUAGAGAAAAAGAUGUGUUUACUACUGAUAAUGAUAAAACAUAUGAAAAGAAUAAAAGUAGUGAAGAUGAUUAUAUUGUAGCUAAUGAAUCUGAUCAUAAUUCUAUUAAAAAUAAUAAUAUAUUAAAUGGUAAUAACAAUAAUGAUAAUAUUAAUGUUUUAAAUGAUAGUAUUUUAUAUAACAGUAUUAAUAAUGAUAUUAAUAAGACUGAAAAUUAUGUGAGUAGAAAUAAUAUGAUGAUAAAUAAUAUAAAAGAUAUGAAGAUGAAAAUGCUUCAGAACUAUUUAAUAGAAAAUGAUAUAAUUAAAAAUAGAACAAAUAUAUAUGAUUCUUAUAACUUUAAUUAUAACAGUUUUAAGCUAAUGAAUGAAGACAGUAGUAGUGAUGACUCUAAUUAUGAACGUUUCGAUAAUGAAAACAACUUUAUAGAAAAUUUUAAUUUCUUAAAUAUAUCUAAAGUAAAUAUAGAUAAAGCAUAUGAAAUUAUAAACAUGUAUUUACCAUGUAUUGAUAAAAAUAGAAAAGGAAAAAAAAAAAAAAAUAGAAAUAUAUAUACAAAUCAUGAUGAGAUACUAUAUAGUAUGUCUAACUUAAAAUUAACGGGUACUUCAAUAAUAUUAACAAAUGAAAAUUCAAAAUUUAUUUAUAAAGUAAUUCCGUUUUUUAAAAACGGAGAAGCAAAUUUUUAUAUUAAUGCUUUUACUUCAUUUAAUUAUAUAUACAAAAAUCAUAAAAAGAUAAAAGACAAUGAUAAUGCAUAUAUGAACUCUGAAAAAGGAAAACAAAAGAAUAAUUUGAGUUUUUACAAUAAAAUACAUGAAGUAUGUGAUAAUUUCCAAAAGAUAAGUCAAAAUAUAAUAAAAAAAAAUUCGAAUAUAUUAGAUUAUUAUAAAGGAGUUAAACAUUUGAACAAUUCAGCUUUAAGCAGUUCAGAUUUAGUAAGUUAUGACGGAAUUAUAACUAGUGAUGAUACUGCAGAAAAUAUGGUAGAAGAAAAUAAUUAUAAUAUAAAAAGUCAUUCAUUAGAUAAUUUAAGUGAUCAUAAUUCAAAUUAUAAAGAAAAAGAUUCUCUCAAUUCAUAUUUUUCCAAAAAAUUAACGAGUGAUUUCUUUAGAUUAGAAAAUAUUCUUAAAAAAGGUUCUAAUUUUUAUAAUACUUUUGAAUACGCAAAAACAAGCAUAAAAUCAAAAUUAGUAAAUAAAAAAAACUCUCUAUAUAGUGAACAUAUAGAAAUUAAUGAUCAUAAAAUAAUGAAAAAACAAAAUAGUGAAUUAAAUAAUAAAGAACAAGAGAUAGUAAAAUUAAAUUGUAAUAAAAAUUUAAAUGAUGAAAUAAAUGAGAACAUAAAUGUAAAUUCAAAGGAAAAUUCUUGUGAAAGUAUAAAUUCUAAUUUCGUUUAUAAUGAAAUUAAUUAUAAAAAUUUUGUAAAAAAUAUUGCAAAUGAAAAUGAUAAAAUAUUCGAUGUAAAUCUAUUUAAAGAAUCAAAUAAAAAAAUAGAUAAUUUAUAUCAAAAAGAUAUAAAUUUAGAAAAAAAAAAAAAUAAUCAGCAUAAUUCAUAUAGAGAAAACUUUUGCGAAUAUAAGGAAUAUUUACAUGUGGAUAACAAAUUAUCAAAGAUAAUUGAAAAUGAUAAUAUAUUAAAUGAAAAAUAUAUUUUAUCCUUUCUAGUUAAGCAUAAGUUAAUUCCGAAAUGUUAUGAUAUUGUACCUGUUUAUAAAUGCACAAAAAGUGAGAAAGAAGAAAAAAAGAAAGUAGAAAUUUCAAAAAGUACUUUCAAGGAAAAUAUAAAAAGAAUAUUAGGUAAUAAUGAAAAUAAUAAAGAGCUAAAUCAUUAUGAAAAAUUUUAUGAUACUAAUCUAGAUAAUAAAAAAAACAAGAUAAAUGAUGAGAAAAAUUUAAGUGAAGGAAUAAAAAGUGAAAACAAGAAUAUAUUAAAUAAGGAAAGUUUAAAUCAAGAUUUAAAUAAUGAAAAUAAUAUAAAUGAAAAACAAGACAGCAAAUUUUUUGGUAAUGAAACAAAAUUGAAUGAAAAUCAUAAAAAUAAAUGUAAAUCAGAAAAGGAAUCAAAAAAUAAAGGAGAGGAACAAUGGAAAGUAGGAAAUUAUAGUAAUUUAGUAAAUGAAAAUAUUGAUAAUGUUCACUUAGCGUUAAAAUUAAAGAAGGUUUGUAAUAAAGUAAGGUAUUUUGAUCAGCAUAUACUAGAUUUAAAAUUAGGCUAUAAUACAUUAAAAGAUAACGAUCUAUCAUUUAAUGAAGAAUUAUUGAAAGCUAGUGAAUUAUUAGAUUGGAAUGAAAAAGAAAAAUACGUAAAAAAAUGGUCAAAAAUGAAGAAAAAAAUAAGAAAUUUUUAUACUAAUACAAGUGAUCAACAUAUUAUUCACAUUUCAUCAAAGGAUUUGGAUUUACCAAGUUAUUUUGAUAAAUAUGAUAGUAAUGAAAUAUAUUGCAUAUUAAAGUCUUGGAAACAAAAUGUUACUUCAUUAAAAACUACUCAGAAAACUUUAGGUUUUCGCAUAUGCUCGUUAAUUUAUUAUAUGAAUUAUGAAAACAUAUUAGAAGAUGAAAAUGUGAAGAGGUUUUAUUCUGAUUUUAUAUUAAAAAAAAAUAUAAUAGAGAGAAAUGAACGAUGUGAAACUGAAAAAUUGAAAACAUAUGCAGAAAAAAAAAAAUUAGAAAUAAAAGAGUGUUAUGAAGAUAUCAACAAAAGAUUGAAAAUAAAUAGAAAACUUGGUUUGAAAUUAAGUGAAGAACAAGUUUUAUACUUCUUAACAAUUUUUUUAAAAAAUGUUGUUUACAUUAUUUUACCGAAAUUAUUAAAUUUAAAGUUAUGGUUAGAAGAACAAUCUUUAUAUUAUUUUUGUUCAACAUCCUUAUUAAUAAUAUAUGAUAAAAAAAAACCCUUUUCUUGUGAUAUUAAAUGGAUUGAUUUUACUUAUUCUUUUGAAAAUUUAAAUUAUUUAAAAAAAAGAAAAAAAGAAAGAAUUAAUUUAGAUAUUCUAUUUGGACUUAAUAAUUUAAUUAAGUUAUGUAAAACUAUAUUUUUUAAUAAUAAUCUACCACCAUCUAUCUCUUAUUUUACAAAUCAGGAAAAUAAACAAGAAUAUAAUAUUUAA
Plasmodium relictum is the source of this 3462-nucleotide messenger RNA. RefSeq names its product kinase, putative. Gene Ontology annotation, biological process: inositol phosphate biosynthetic process. Lineage: Eukaryota; Apicomplexa; Aconoidasida; Haemosporida; Plasmodiidae. Gene Ontology annotation, molecular function: inositol-1,4,5-trisphosphate 3-kinase activity; inositol tetrakisphosphate kinase activity. The transcript has a single exon. The coding region runs from base 1 to 3462 and encodes 1153 amino acids. The record is from RefSeq and is a predicted model, not a curated record. Gene Ontology annotation, cellular component: nucleus; cytoplasm.